CUGAGAAGGCGGAAGCAAAGCAAACAUGGACGCUAGCAAGAAAGUCUUCUUGGUCGUCGCUCUUUCGGAGUACAAACAACUUUUAGACAAAUAUUCUCUGCACCUGAAGAAAAACUCCGAGGAGGAUGAAAGACGCAGAAGGAUACUCAUAUCCACGAUACUGCGGUCAAGGCAGCAGGUCAUCCUGAAGACUGGGACUGCGUGGGAGGAGAUGCAGAACAUGGAUGAGCGCACGUUUUCUCGCCACUUCCGAGUCUCCAAGCCGCAGUUUGAGUAUCUGGCGAUGAAGCUGCAGGUGAGCGGACUGGAGAAGGAGCACUGCCAGGGUCUGGCUCCCGUUCCCGUCACAAAAAAGGUCCUCAUGUUCUUGUGGUACAUGUCCAACCAGAGCAGCUUCAAAGAGAUGUCAGAGACGUUCGAGGUGUCGCAGUCGACGGCGCACAGGGUGAUCUCGGAGGUGCUGAACACCGUGUGCACGUUGGGCCCGACCUUUGUCUCGUGGCCAGAUGCUUGUGAAAAAGCAGCGUCUGCGGCCGCGUUCCACCGCCUCUGCGGCCUCCGCGACGUCAUCGGUGCGAUCGACGGGUGUCACAUUCGAGUGCAGAGGCCGCCUGUGAGAGGAGGAGACUACAUGAACUGCAAGUCCUACUACUCUGUCCUCCUGCAGGGGAUCGUAGACGACAGGGGGCGCUUCCUCGACAUCUUUGCGGGACCACCAGGCAGAGUUGACGACACCACGAUGCUGAGGGCGUCCAGCUUCUACGAUGGCUGGCAGGAGAAGAUGGGUGAGUACAGGCUGCUGGGAGACGGCGCCUACACGGGACACGGCUUCCCGUUUGUCGUCAGUCCUCGGAGCGAGAGCGAGAAUCUGACUGAAGCGGACGAGCUGAGGAACUGCAGGAUUGGCCGCGGGAUGGCGGUGGCCGAGGAAGCUUUCGGACGCCUGAAGUGCAAGUGGAGGCGCCUUCGGGAUCUGAGGAACACCCGCAUUGACGCUGUGGUGAUGACCGUCAUGGCAGCGUGCUUCCUACACAACAUGUGUAAUGGGACUUUGGAAAUAUGCCAGGAGCAUCCACAGGGCUGCCCGAGGCAGGGGGACGAAAAUGAAGAGAUCAUUUGUCUUACUGUUUGAUCUGUGAAGCUGUGGUUCCGUCGGGGUACGGACCGGGUUUGGAACGGUAAAGUCCUGGGUCAGGCUGUGCCCCAUGGCUCUGGAGCGUGAUGUCCUACUGGUGUGACAACAACGCAACACUUCUUUUCCUUCUUAGUGGUAGAUUGCUAUUUAAAACUGCCUCAGAAUCCAUGGGAUGUUCACACCAGUCGCAAGGGAGUGACGUUUUUCUCUCCACCCUGACUGUACUGUACCAUUUUACUCUGACGCCCCAAAGAUCAGGGUACCAGAAUGGAACAGUAGAGGGCGGGGCUGAUUAUUUUGGUGCUAUUCCAAAUAGAAAACGGCAAAAGAAACAAGCACUGUACUAAACGGGUUGUCGUUUAGUAAAGUCUGCAAAGUCUGGCUUCCCUCGCUGUGAAAGGAUGAAGAAUACAAGAAUACGUCUGAGCUGCUUGUGCUGUUUAAGUUUUAUAAGUAUAAAAAGUUCUAUAUAUUAAGGGUUAUUUGCAAAAUGCUAUAUUGUGAUACACUCACUCUAGUGCUGUUGUGAGUGAGCACAUGGCGCCAUCUAGUGGACUAAUUUAUGAUCGUCCACAAGAUUAAUGUUUAUCUGUAACAUUAGGUAAAGCGUUUAUCAUCAAAACCUGAGCUUAAGUGACUGAGCAACAGAAAUUUGAUAAUUGUAAUAAUUUGUAAAAGAAAUUGGCUGAUUAUUCUACCCAAUCGAUAAAUCUGUGUACGGACAAGGAGUGCUGUGUAAUUUUCUCUCUUAAUUAACUGCUUUUAUUAUUAUUUUACAGCACCACAGUGAAGUAAUUAAAGGAAAACAGUCUGGA
Solea senegalensis (Senegalese sole) is the source of this 1950-nucleotide messenger RNA. Its product is annotated as protein ALP1-like. The transcript has 2 exons. NCBI's taxonomy places the organism in Eukaryota, Metazoa, Chordata, Actinopteri, Pleuronectiformes, Soleidae. Bases 26 to 1132 code for a protein of 368 amino acids. The record is from RefSeq and is a predicted model, not a curated record.